Messenger RNA from Solenopsis invicta (red fire ant), 3314 nucleotides. RefSeq lists its product as uncharacterized. The record is from RefSeq and is a predicted model, not a curated record. The transcript is spliced from 8 exons. The coding region runs from base 579 to 2210 and encodes 543 amino acids. Lineage: Eukaryota; Metazoa; Arthropoda; Insecta; Hymenoptera; Formicidae.
CCUUCCUUUUAUAGAACACCCUCACCACAGCACAAGUCUACCAAUCACCGUGUACUUUAUUCGCUUAAGUACAAGGUGAUUCGUAAACUCGGGCUGUGGUGAGAGUAUUCUAUAACUUUGGUGUUCCGCUUUUAUCGCCCCAUAGAACCAAAGUUAAGGAGACUAUACUGUAUUUAUUUUUCUCAAUUUUUGUAAAUUUUAUUGUUCUAACUUUAUUUAUAGAUGAGACGUUUUACGCUGGAAGAAAAGAUGUUUUGUAUAGGAUUAUACCGUAGAUCUCGUUCAUCCUACUCCUUUCUGUCCAAAUACUUGCUGUGUCCUUCUAUAACUACUUUAAAUAAGCAAUUACAACGUAUUCCUUUCAAUGCAGGGUGCAAUAUGAUUACGUUUAAAUAUUUGAAGUUAGUUGCAAAGGAAGUAGAUCCCAGAGAUUUAAACGUAGUUUUACUGUGGGAUGAAAUGUCAUUAAAACCUGCCGUACAUUAUGAUAAAAAAAGAGAUAUAAUAAUUGGAUUUGAAGAUUGGGGAAUGCGCAGAAAAAGAAACUUUGCCGAUCACGCAAUCUUAUUUUAUAUUCGAUGCCUUCGGGGAAUCACAUGGCUCUUGGAUACGGGUUUUGUGAAAGCGCAACUCGAAGUAUUCAACUAGUACAGUGCAUUAAACAAUGGCUGAAUAUGAUAGUAAAAUGCGGUUUUAAACCUGUUGCUACCGUCUGCGAUCAAGGAGGGCCAAAUGUUGCAGCCAUAAAUAUGUUAAUAAAAGAGGCAAAUGAAAAACAAAUAAAGCAACAUAAGAUUCCUGAAAAUACAUUUAUCGUAUCCAAUUGUGAAGUUGUACCUUUGUACGAUUAUGUACACUUACAAAAAGGUGUACGCAAUAAUUUGCUAACAAAAGAUUUGGUUGUUGAUAAAUUUAAAAAAGAGUCUGAGAGACAAUUCGUCUCAUGGAACGACAUUAUUACUGUUUAUGAAAUAGAUAAAUAUUCUUUCUUAAAACAACGUCAAAUGCCAAAAUUGACCAAUAAACACAUUUUUCCAAAUUGUAUUCCCAAAAUGAGAGUAAAAUAUGCGACACAAGUAAUCAGCCAUACAGUGGCAAAUUUCAUUGAUGUCAUUCUGACAUGGAAUCAAGAUCUUGUAGACACUUCUAAAGGACAAAUAGUCUUGUCGCCCAAUGCUGCAAUAACAGCAGACACAUUACUAUUUUUUGACGAUUUAUUUGACUCUUUCAACAGAAAAGAACGUAAAUCAUUAUCAAGUAUAAUAAGCUCAUCUAGCAAUCACAUAGCAUUUUGGCAAAACGCAGUAAAAAAAAUUCGAAAAAUGGACUUUGUUGAAAUUGGAACUCAUAAAUAUAUCAGACGUAAUACAAAAUGCCUAGUAAAUUGGGUAUGGACUAUUCGAGGCGCAAUGAAUUUAUGGAACAAACUGCAAAGGAAUGGAUUUUCUUCUUUUAAUUUAAGAUUUAUUAACCAAGAUGUUGUAGAAAACUGUUUUAGCCAGAUUAGAGAUCACGGGCACAGGAAUAAUAAUCCAACACCAUAUCAAUUUGUUGCAUCAUUUAAAACACUUGUAAUAACGAACUUGACAUCGAAGCAUUCCAUUUCAGCCAAUUGCAUAGAAAAUAACGAUGGAACAUCAUUAUCGUUAUUAAAGAUGAUGUCAACAAGUGAAAUAACUGAAGAAAAAGAUAACGAAGAAAUAAAUGCAUACUCAGAAUGUACACAGCCUUGUAGAUUUGCAACAAAAUGUUAUCUGCAUGUUGAUGCACAGCAAAUAAUAAAAAACGUUUUAACGAAAUGUGCAACGCAGUGCGAGGCUUGUGUACAAAAUCUUCAACACGACGACAUCUCAAAAACUGUUCACGAAGCAUUGGAAAUAGCAGAAUUAAAAAUUGUAAACUUCUGCCAUGAAAUAGAAAUUAAAAAAAAACUAAAGAGCUUUUUAUACCUAGAAUCUUUUUCGAAAUUUUCAACACAUUGUUCCAUACUACUUGAUAAUUUAAUUGAGGACACAGCAGCACAAUACCUUCUUAUAUGGUGUAGAUAUAUUAACAAAAUCAUUAAUGGAACGGAAGAACAUGAUUACGAAAAUAAUUUUGUUUACAACCAAGCCAAAAGGAUGUCGUUAAAAUACAAAAAAAAACAAAGAAAUAAAUUAUUUCAUCUAAGGAAUUAUUUAACGACAAAGCCAAGGAAACUUUUACACUAGCGUCUUGUAUACGACAAACAUCGGAUAUUGGAAAAAGGUUUUGCUUUGAUAUCACUGCCAUUGAUAUCACUGCCAUAAACCUAAAGCCAAUUUCAAUAUGCUGAUUCUUCUCAUUACUCAUCUUUGCACGAUCUACCACCUUCACCUUUGGUACUCCAAACACCAUCAUCACUGGAACUAAAUUUGGUCUUGACAGUACGAUUGCGUCUACAACGUCCACGACGAGUGUGCCGAGCUUUAGCUUUUUUAGUAGUACAGCGCCGGCAUCCGCGGCGCCAGGGUUUUCAUUCGACGCCGCGAAAACGGGUACAACCACAACCUCAACCACUGGAGGAAUCACUCUCGCGACAAUUACAGCAAGAUUCAAUUUUGGAAUGGAAACGUCGACGACUACCUUCACAGAAUUUCCUUUCAGCAAAACUACUUCCAACUACUUCUGCCGUUUUUACAAUAAGUAUAGCAGCAUCUUUCAUUCUUCGUUAAGUACCACCACUACGUAAGUAAUGUACGUAAGUAAACUACGUAAGUAAUCACAAAAUUUAGGGCACAUACGCAUAAGGAGAGGUUUUUAGGGGGUAGGCGAUGUGGGUAGUAUCGCAGCGAUGUACCCACAUCGAAUCCUCCACACCCUGGUGUACGGGCAACAGGGCGUCUUCUCCUUCUUCGUCGGCCGUCAGAAUAGCCGAUCGGAGAAGGAUAGCACCGGUACGUAAGUCCUCGAUGGACCGCUUCUCCGCUUCUGGUCUGACUGGUUGUCACUGGUCGUAAAAGGAGCGUUAAUUCCAUGAGCGGUAUUCUAUCAGGGGCUAUUAAUUUCUGUCAACUCGAAGAAUGUAUUAAUAAAUGGACCUUGGAGUUGAAAGAGCAAGAAUAAGUACUUGUGAAUCAAGCGACACAAGUUAAUGCUUGGGACAAAUGGGGACAAAAUAGUAAUGCUGAAUCAAGAAGUUGAAAGAGUGAAAAUCGAGUGGCAGCAAUUGGAUUAUGUUGUUGGACAACAGAAAGAGUUGCAAGAAUGUUUAGUACCAUUAGAAAAGGAGCUAGCAUUAUUAAGAAACAAUAGCAUCAAGAAAAAAGUAGCAUUGGAAGAAAACAUCACAAAAA